AUGCCCCAACCUUCGACAUAUACGAUCACGAGGAAAUCCACAGCCUUCCGUGGAGAUGUUGAGAAACAUGCCAUCGACGACGUAGAAACGGACACCCUCCCUCCCUCCCAGCAAGAACAGAUUCAAAGAAUUCCUAAACGCCCCUUCCUCCUCAUCCUCGCCGUAAUUCUCCUUCUACUUGCCGUUGCCGUCCUCCCCUAUGCGGCAUAUAGCCUUGUCACAUCGAUCUCGGCACACACCAGCCAGAACGACAUAGUGGAUCGUGUCAUUGCAUCCACUGGACUGUGCAAGCGGGAUGAGCUGGGAGGAGGGCAGAUCUUCGGGAUCUUCCUUGGAGUGCUUGUCUUGCUGGCUUUUAUUGGUGCGAGUCUGUGGAUGUUUGGUUGUGUGGUUGCUGGUGUGAAUAGGGUGAGCACAGCGAAGAGAGACAAGGUUCGAGUCCGCUUCGACGAUGAUGAGCAUCGAAUCAAAGUGGCAGACGAUGGUGCGAAGCUGCCUAAUCUUCCACCGCCCUCUCCAGCUCCAGCGCAUAUGAGGCGUCGUAAACCUGUAUAUCGGCCGGUCCUGCAUGCCUUGGAAGUCCUGAUUCUCUGCCUUGUCGUCAUCAUACUGGUUUUACUGGCAAUUUGGGCAUAUCAUCUAGCAUUUGGGACUUCCUCGUCCAGCUCUGAGGUGUGGAAGCGGGACAUGCUGAGGAACAUGUCGGUGAAGAAUAUCAAACCUCCAGCUAUCGCUCGUUCCUUAUUGCACCCUAGAAGCAUUCUGGAAAAGCGACUCAGCAAAGGUGUAUCGAUUGGCAUUGUGGCUGGAGCAGCUGCAGUGGGUAUCGCCAUAGCUACCAUUCUUUUGACUCUCAGGCCGCGACUUGCCUGA
Endocarpon pusillum Z07020 is the source of this 873-nucleotide messenger RNA. RefSeq lists its product as uncharacterized. NCBI's taxonomy places the organism in Eukaryota, Fungi, Ascomycota, Eurotiomycetes, Verrucariales, Verrucariaceae. The coding region runs from base 1 to 873 and encodes 290 amino acids. The record is from RefSeq and is a predicted model, not a curated record. The transcript has 3 exons.